Huiozyma naganishii CBS 8797 is the source of this 2067-nucleotide messenger RNA. RefSeq lists its product as uncharacterized. Gene Ontology annotation, cellular component: cytoplasm; nucleus. Gene Ontology annotation, biological process: mitotic DNA damage checkpoint signaling; protein phosphorylation. Gene Ontology annotation, molecular function: protein serine/threonine kinase activity; ATP binding. The coding region runs from base 1 to 2067 and encodes 688 amino acids. The transcript has a single exon. NCBI's taxonomy places the organism in Eukaryota, Fungi, Ascomycota, Saccharomycetes, Saccharomycetales, Saccharomycetaceae. The record is from RefSeq and is a predicted model, not a curated record.
AUGCGCUCUGAGUCCAAUUCCGACGAAACCAAGCCCGUGUCUGGGCUGCGGCUGCUGGGCCGCAAGCUGCUGCGGCCAAAGACUUUCGACUCGCAGCCGAAGAAAGUGGUGCUGCACAAGAAACCGCUCAAGAAGAGGAGCACCCUGCCUGCGAAUGCAGCGGUCAAUCGCAACCAGGGGGGCGAGCCAUUGAAGCCCACGGGGCUCAAACCCGUGCACGUGGAACCAGCGAAGGGCGCCAAACCCAUCGUUUACAACCCGUACGGGAUCAAUAACUCGAACGGGACAGUGUUCAGCAACGCGAACUCUGCGACGAACUCCUCCGCGGGGAGCACUAGAGACGCAAGUUUCUACCUCCACGAGGGCGGGGACACAGUCAGGGUCCUGAAGUUGCCCCUGAUGGACCCGAACGAGCUGAUGCCGGAACAGUACGUGCAGAGCUCCGUCCAUCUGUUCGAUAACUUCAAGUUCGAAUCUGACCACAAGAAUAUCGGGUCCGGCGGAUCGGCAGAGGUGAAGAAAGUAGUCAGCAAGAGAACAAACACGGCACGCUCUAAGAUAUACGCGUUCAAGAAACUAAACAUGAUAUACACGGAGACGGACGAGCAGUACUACAAACGCUGCAUGAAGGAGUUCGUCAUAGGGAGACACCUGACCCGCGCGUCCGGGUACGGAAGCGUCAAUAUCAUCGGCGUUUACCAACUGUGCAAAGUCCCGACAACGACUAUCCUCGUUAGAGGUUGGGGUUACGUCAUGGAACUGGGGAGGUACGACCUGUUCAGCGUGAUGACCCGUGUAGGGUGGAAGAACGUCGAUAUCGCGGAGAAAUACUGCAUCUUCAAACAGGUCGCCAACGGUGUGAAGUUCAUGCACGACAACGGGGUUGCACACAGGGAUUUGAAGCCCGAGAAUGUCUUGUUCUGCGAGGGAGGCGUCUGCAAGAUAACCGACUUCGGUAUCUCCGCAUGGUCGCACGAGACCCCCGACGACAACGAAACACCAAUAAAGAUGUGCUCUGGGAUGAUCGGAUCACCACCGUACGCACCACCAGAGGUUAUGGUAUGGGCAGAGAAGAAGGGGUACCCGGACCCGGCGAAGAAACCGUUCAACCCUCUCUCACUGGACUGUUUCUCCCUAGGUAUCAUCCUCAUGGUGCUCACAAGAAAUUUUAUACCGUUCUUAGAGUCCUGCGACAGAGAUCCGAAAUUUAGAGAGUACGAGGCAGGUUACGAAAAGUUCAUCAAAUACGGUAACAAAAAUUUCAAGACGAAGGGAUGCUACAGGGACGGCCCCGGUAAGGAGUACAAAUUUGCCAACUGGUACAGAGACACAGACGUCGCGAGAGUCGCGUGGAGACUGGCCGAUCCAGACCCAGAGACCCGCUACACAAUGGAGGAUUUGCUAAAUGACCCCUGGUUCCAGAAAAUUGACGUUUGCAUAGACCCCUCGGAGGGGGAACACCUGCGACCAAUGGAACCAGAAUUGUAUAACCAAGAGGAACUCGCCUCCGUAGCGGCAGAAGUCGUAGCAGCAGCGACUCCCAAGGCAGCAAAACCAAGAUCCAUGAUAGAUAUUGCAUCCACACCACAGACAAAACCAAAGCACGGCUCCUCCACGUCACCAAUAUCCGUUCCAUCCGUCGCAUCCAUCAGCAUGCCCAAGGAACUGUCUUUGUCGAAAUCCAACACACCAUCAACGUCACCGGCUUCAUCCCAUAACUCACUCUCAGGCAGCGAUUCUCAAGACAAGAAGGAUUCAGGCAAUCUCUUCACAGUCAAGGAAGAGGAAAACACUGGAGAAUCACCACAUAACUGCACGGAAGAUUCGUCGCAGGGAGAAACCGCAGCCGAAACGACAACUACCCAAAAUAACAUAGAGAUUGUUAACGUGACAAAGAAGAUCAGCGAGCUCUCCACGAAAAUGGAUAACGCGAAGAAACACAAAAAGGUGAAACACCACCACCUAAACGUCGUCAACAGCAUCUCAGGCCUGGCGAGUUCCUCCUUCUCCGAAUCGAUAUCUUCCAUUGCCUCGUCCACAGGCUCGUCUUCGCAAAGGAGAUGGUAG